GACCUUACAAAUUUCUAACUGUUCUCGAAUUGCCUUCCAGUUCAGCCGAACUAGAACUAUUUAGGUUAGACUUCCCAACUGUCGAGUCAUUCCAGUGAGGCUGUGGCUGCGGCUAACAGACCUGUGAAGUCAGAGUGCAAAGUGCGCAGAUGCUGCACUUCACCACCCAGAAGACCACCCAGCCACCCCAUUCUAGAGAACCCCUCACCUUGCAAGCUAAUACCACUACUCCCUGGCUAGCCGCAGCCUCCCAUCGUUUCCAGAUCUAAGAGCGAGCGAGAGAGCAGCGGAAAGAACGCGGAGAGAGUAGGCGCACACGAAGUUCUCGACGCCUGGAAGCUGCAGCCCGAAAAUUGUCCUGUUAGAACGACAAAACUAUUGACAGGCGAAAGGUCUAAAAAUCACUCAUAGGCUGGCAGUAAAAACAGAUUAAUACCAAACUAACAGGCUAAAUGGCUCAAGUUCAGCUUAAUGGUGGCAAUGGCCAAACGCCACACAACGGGAACAAUGUCGAGGAUAACGAACCUUAUCAAAUAAGUGACGAUGACUUGGACGACUUGGAUGAUGAUUGCCUGCUGGAGGAAGCGGAGACUUCGGGAGGAGCCAAUAGCAUGGGACGUGGUCCCUACGAACGGGCAUGGACCACUGAGGCAACCAGAGCAUUGAUUCACAUACGUGGUCCCAUGGAGGGAAGCUUCACGGAGGGCAGGCAAAAACGCACAGCUCUUUGGCUGCACUGCACCCGACAACUACAGCGCUUGGGCUUUCGCUACUCCGCCGCCAAGGUACAGAAAAAGUGGCACAACAUCCUAAUUACCUACAACAAGAAUCUGAGCAAGAAAUAUGUCUCCGGUUAUGUGCACUGGGAGUUCUUCGAGGAGAUGUUCAAGUACUUGCAGGGAAAGAAGGCCGACUUUGAUAUGCAGCUACCACAGCAGCCCGCAAAUGCGCAGCAGGCCCCAACUCCUGCUAAUGGACAAAAUCCGAUCCAAGCAAUUCCCCAGCAACCCGUGCAGGUGCAACACACUCCGGUUAACAUAAAACCCGAAACACCGCAAAUGCAGCUACAAAUUCAACCCCAAGCUACGGCAAAGGAGGGUCAACCAUAUAUCACACCUGUGGACCAGGUUCUGUUGCAGGCUCAAAUGAAUCUGGACAGUAAGUCCAACGAUGAGUUCGAUGAGGACAGCAAUAGCAUGUCGGAGGUUGUGCGUCAACCGAAAAUGGAGUACGAUGGUGAUCAAAUUCCGGAGGCGGAACGCACCUGCGACAGUAACCAGAAUUUAGAGGCCAAUGGCAAGCUCUACGAUCUGGCACGACCCAUUGGAUCGGCUUCUGGCAUUUCCGAUGACAUCUGGUGGAAAGAUUAUUUCGAAAGAAAACUGGAAGUGGAGCGAGAGAAGAUGGAGCUGCAGCGGAAUUUGCAACGCGAACAGGUCCAGAUCCAGAAAAUGUCGCUGGUGCAGCAGGAGCGGAUCGAGCGAAUGAAAAUCGAUGCCAUCAAUAGCCUGACGGCCACGCUGCAGAAGCUCGUAGAGGCCAAGUGCCGUCGGGCAUAAUAUAAGUCUGUUCCUAACCCAAAACCAUACCAGUAAUUCUCGAGAACUUUAGGCUUCUAUUUGUCUGUAUCUAGUUGUGUGUGUAAAUACAAUUUCGGCCAACUAAAAA
Messenger RNA from Drosophila eugracilis, 1668 nucleotides. RefSeq lists its product as uncharacterized. The transcript is spliced from 3 exons. The record is from RefSeq and is a predicted model, not a curated record. NCBI's taxonomy places the organism in Eukaryota, Metazoa, Arthropoda, Insecta, Diptera, Drosophilidae. The coding region runs from base 453 to 1559 and encodes 368 amino acids.